GAAGGUCUUGAACUUUCCACUCACUCACGACAUCUCGCAAACACCCCCACCAAGCGAACCAUCACCGACUGCCACGAUGCAACCGACCACCUCAUUCCUCGCGCGCUCCACAACCGGAAUUCGUCGGCUCAGGCUGACGACGAAGAUGGUCAACGGCGGAUACUACAAGGGUACCGGAUCCGGGAAGAUGGGUUCGCACACAAAGUACGGAGGCUUCAAGAUCGACUGGGAGAAAGUUCGCACGUACAAGUGUCCCGAUUUGUCCGGGUUUGAGUUGACGCCCUUUGUCACCAUGAAGAUGAAGCCUACACGAGGACGGUACGGAACCGACCAGCACCCGAUUAACGGUUCCGUAUUCCUGUCGAAGUGGAAAGCCGAGAAUGGCGAGAGUUAAAUUGGCGGUUGGGCGUGAAUGCUGAGACGGGAAUUGGCACGCCCAUCGGGGGAUGCUGGAUGUACCACAUUGUAAAACAAAUAUCA
Messenger RNA from Tricharina praecox, 480 nucleotides. RefSeq lists its product as uncharacterized. Gene Ontology annotation, cellular component: mitochondrial large ribosomal subunit. NCBI's taxonomy places the organism in Eukaryota, Fungi, Ascomycota, Pezizomycetes, Pezizales, Pyronemataceae. The record is from RefSeq and is a predicted model, not a curated record. The transcript has 2 exons. Gene Ontology annotation, molecular function: structural constituent of ribosome. Gene Ontology annotation, biological process: translation. The coding region runs from base 77 to 394 and encodes 105 amino acids.